CGUAAACAGCAGACAUUGCCUCAGUUUUUACUGAAAACUUGUCGAAAUGAAGAUCGCAUUUCUCUUGGUUUUUUGCUGCUGCCUUUUUACUUUGGCCUUUGGACAUGACAUCGCUGGCACCAAGGCGCCUUUUGUGCGCAGUCGUUACAGCUUACGUUGGCGUAAAACUACGACAGUGAUGCCAGAGACCACAACUGGGCGUGUCGUCGAGCCCCUUACAUCAACGGAACGUCGGAAAGUGGGCACCUCUACAACCAGUCCGGACUACGAUUACUAUGGCAACGGCGAAGCAGAUAAUAUUGUGCAUAAAUAAACAACAAUUACAAGUCUGUCAAUGUCAAUAUAUACACAUUCAAUUAUACAACAUAUGAAGGAUCAAUAAUGGAUAAACAAAAUAUCAAUAUUCAAAUUUAAAUUCAAAUUUAAGCAACGGUUUGAUUUUCAAGAAACUGUCAAUUGCAGAAGAAGAAGCUAACAGCGCGCUGUUAAAUAACAUACAACAAUUCAUUCGUGUUCAGUUAGCCAGACAACAUGAAUUUCGCUACAUAAAAAACUUAUUACUUUUGAA
Molecule: messenger RNA, 568 nt
Organism: Drosophila mojavensis
Lineage: Eukaryota; Metazoa; Arthropoda; Insecta; Diptera; Drosophilidae
Exons: 2
Coding region: 47-313 (88 amino acids)
Source: RefSeq, a predicted model, not a curated record